Messenger RNA from Recurvomyces mirabilis, 1119 nucleotides. RefSeq names its product aspartate-semialdehyde dehydrogenase (gene HOM2). Gene Ontology annotation, molecular function: aspartate-semialdehyde dehydrogenase (NADP+) activity; protein dimerization activity; NADP binding. The record is from RefSeq and is a predicted model, not a curated record. NCBI's taxonomy places the organism in Eukaryota, Fungi, Ascomycota, Dothideomycetes, Mycosphaerellales, Teratosphaeriaceae. The transcript is spliced from 3 exons. Gene Ontology annotation, biological process: L-threonine biosynthetic process. The coding region runs from base 1 to 1119 and encodes 372 amino acids.
AUGGAGGCCGAACACUUGACGACAGCCAAGCUCAACUUCCCCAAGAAGCGUUGUGGCGUCCUCGGUGCUACAGGGUCAGUGGGCCAACGCUUCAUACUCCUCCUCGCACUGCACCCGCACUUCGAGCUCACCGUCGUCGGCGCCUCGUCGCGAUCAGCGGGCAAGAAGUAUAAAGAUGCUGUCAAGUGGAGACAGGCGCUGCCGAUGAGCAAAGAGCUCGGCGAGCUGGUGGUGAAAGAAUGCAAGCCAGAGGAAUUCAAGGGACAGUGUGACUUGGUGUUUAGUGGAUUGGAUAGUGAUGUUGCUGGAGAUGCUGAGAGAGCUUUCGCUUCAGCUGGUCUUCCGACUUUCUCCAACGCCAAAAACUACCGCCAAGAUCCUCUUGUACCACUGGUUGUACCUACAGUCAAUCUAGACCAUCUGGAUCUCAUACCUCAUCAGCAGAAAACGUGGAAUUAUUCCGGUGGCUUCCAGGUCUGUAAUUCCAACUGUGCUGUCAUUGGCCUCGUCAUUCCGUUCGCCGCUCUACAGCAGAAAUUCGGACCUAUCAAGGAGUGUAGUGUGGUCACCCUGCAAGCGGUCAGUGGAGCCGGCUACCCAGGUGUCAGCAGUAUGGACAUGAUCGACAACGUCGUCCCCUACAUCUCGGGCGAGGAAGAUAAACUGGAGAAGGAAGCCCGAAAGAUCUUGGGUGGCAUCAGCUCUGAUGCCAAAGUCUUCGAGGAGCAGAAGGACCUCAAAAUCUCUGGGACAUGUACUCGCGUGCCUGUGCUGGAUGGCCACACCGCCUGCGUCUCCCUCACUUUCGAUCGUCGUCCGGCUCCUUCGGCUGAGGAGGUCAAGGCUGCGUUACGGGAGUAUGUGUCGGAAGCACAGAGGAUUGGGUGUCCAUCCGCACCGGACCAUGCUAUCGUGGUCAUGGAGGAGCCGGAUCGGCCGCAGCCUAGACUUGACAGGGAGACUGCAAGAGGGUAUGCUGUGUCGGUUGGUCGUGUGAGGGAGGAUGAAGGAGGAAUCUUCGAUAUCAAGUUUGUGGCGCUGAGUCACAACACCAUCAUCGGCGCCGCGGGCAGUAGUCUGCUGAAUGCUGAGGCGGCUGUGUUGAAAGGGCUGCUCUGA